Messenger RNA from Myxocyprinus asiaticus (Chinese sucker), 2311 nucleotides. Its product is annotated as junctional adhesion molecule-like. Gene Ontology annotation, biological process: positive regulation of T cell proliferation; cellular response to lipopolysaccharide; T cell costimulation. The transcript is spliced from 9 exons. The record is from RefSeq and is a predicted model, not a curated record. Gene Ontology annotation, cellular component: external side of plasma membrane. NCBI's taxonomy places the organism in Eukaryota, Metazoa, Chordata, Actinopteri, Cypriniformes, Catostomidae. The coding region runs from base 74 to 1384 and encodes 436 amino acids.
GUAUCUGUAGACAUAACCUGUGCCCGUACGAAAGUCCGCUGACAAAAGCUCGAAUUUUCACGAUUGUUUCAGGAUGUUUUGGUUUCGUCCAAGUUUUUAUUUAUUUAUGAAGAUGGGCAUUCUUUACUGUAUUUUUAUGUCCCUCCUGAUAAUCACCGAUGGGUUUGUUGUGAAAGGUCCCACUGAUCCUCUGAUGGUUCCUCUGGGAGGUUCAGUGGUUUUGCCCUGUUAUGUUGAUACACCUUUACCAAUGGAGAAUCUGGAGGUGGAAUGGAGAAGAUCAGACUCAGAUACUCCGGUUCAUCUGUAUCAAGAUGGUGAGAGUAAACCAGAGGUCCAGCAGCAGGAUUAUCAUGAUAGAGCUCAUUUCUUUACUGACCAGAUUCAACAUGGAAAUUUCUCCAUCCUGUUGAACAAUGUGAGAGUUGAAGAUGAGGGAACCUACAGAUGUAAAGUUUUCAGUAAUCAGGAUUCUGAUGAGACUUUGGUCCAAAUAAAAGAUAUUGAGCGUUUGAUAGUAUCAGGAUCGAGACUUUCUGUAUCUGUGUAUGCGGGUGAUGACGUCACUCUGAACUGCUCUGUGGACUCUCACAUCACACCUGAAGAGGUUUCAUGGAAGAAAACAGAUAAAGAUGAAGAUGGAGACCUCCUGGUCCUCCUUUACCAAAGCAACGAGACUCUACCAGAAUCAUCACAUGAGCAAUACAUGGACAGAGUUGAGUUCUUCACUGAUGAAAUCCCCAAAGGAAACUUCUCUCUCAGACUGAAGAGUGUCAGAACUGAAGAUAAAGGAGUUUACAUGUGUCAAGUGUUUGCUGGAGAUUUUUCAGCCAACACAACAGUUGUACUGGAGGAUCUUGGUUUCUCUACUUUACACAUAAUGGUGCUGAUUCUCUGUAUUGCUGCAUCUGGAUCUGCACUUCUGCUCUGCUGUCUGAUCUACUGGCAAUCAAAAAAGACAGAAACCAACAGAACAGUGUGGACUCUUCAGGUUUCUCUUGUCUUUUGUCCAAACAUCUUUAUGUUCUUUGCCUUCAUUGUCUGGGGUGUCACUGAGGGAUUUCUGAAUGAGACUGUCCCAUGCUGUGCUCUUUAUAUUUUGAGGCCUGUGAUGUUGCUGUGGGCUUUGCCCUUUUUAAAUUAUCUUCAAGACGAUAUUAAAACAUGGAUUAGGUUUUCACGUAUAGGAAGAGAAUUUGCUGUUUUAACAAUCGUUGUUUAUUCAGUUCUCUUUGCAUAUACCUGGAAGAAGAUUGCACAUUAUACUAAGCAUUUUGACCUCGCAUAUUUUCUGCAUUAUGUGGGGGAAUUAUGUUACUUUUGUGUCUCGUUAUCUUCAGUGGAGGUAAGAGUUUCUGUAUUAUUUGUUUCCAGCUUUCCAUGAGUUAUUAUAGCUGAGAAAAUGUUAACAAAUAAAAUAAAAUAAAAGAGUGCAUGUAAUUUUGUUUAUUGAGAUAAUUAUCAUUAAAUAGUUUAUUUAUAGAACUUUAUAUAAUUUCCAAUGGGUUUUUAACUUUUCAGAAUAGUGUUUUUGGAAAUAUAAUUAAGGUCUGUGGUUAAUAUUGCUUUAGAAACUUUACCUUAUGUUCUUUAAAAGUUACACAGUGAAACUUGAAUUUUAAAACAGUUUUUUUUUUUCAUAUGUAAGUUGCUACAUUAGAACUACAACUACUUUAAAAUGAAUAAAACUGGAAAUGCUGAGAUAUAAAAGAAAAUGUAAAGGAGUUUUUCACAUUGUUGUUGGUUUGGGCUGGUGCGCGGAUGACUGCUGCAUUGAACUGUUCUGCCAUCAUCUCUGCUUUCUCUCUGCCCUGUUUGCUGCAAUGCGGCUCUGUCAUGGACGAUCUGUGGUGUUGAAGCUGCGGGUCGUCACUGUUUGUUCAUCAUAUAUUUGUUGUUCAGAAUCCAUCAAGUGUUGUCAUUCUCUUGAUUUGUAAACAUGGCUGGUCAAAUGUUAAUGCACUCAUGUUACAGUGAUUUCUGAGUGGCCCAUUUUUGUUGCUCAGUUUCUAAAAAUGGUGUGAGUGGACUGAAGAGGAAACUGAAUUAUGACUGUUAGAGUAUAUCUUCAUCAAAUUCUUCUAUCAAGAGAGCAAAGAAAAUACUCUUUUUGUGAUGUACCCUCUUUAAUGUUAGUGUUUUUAUUGUUUUUUUUUUUAAAGGUUUUAGAAGCAAAGCACAAAAAAUGAUACAUUACAGUUUGCUAUGUUUGGUUCCUGUGCAAUCGUUUUAUAUGAUAUCUUCAUUUGAAACUUCCAGUGAGGCUCUUGGUAUAGCUGUUCCAGUUGUUGCACUGGUCCAAAUCCUAUUU